UCACGUUCGCCGUAUAAAAUUUAAUGCUUGAACGACUGCACACACCCUCAGCGGAAAAGCGAAAUUGCCAAACACUUAAAGAUAGUGGAGUUACAAGACGAAAGCGAGGCAAAUGCCACACAAAGAUCUUAAAACGACAUAGCAUCCAGCCGUGACGUCACGAUUAGGAAGCAUUCUCCUUCGUCGAACGCAAUAAGGUUACAUCACAUCACAGAUAUAAGUUACACUAAAAAAAACUGAUAUUUUUUUACGGGACUUGUUUUACCGGCGCUUUGAAUCUUAAAAGGUAGCAAGUAUCUUAGACUUUACCUGCUACAAGUUUAUUUCUGAUGGCAAAGCUAAGGUUCCCAGAAGAUUAUCAUGACUAUUUUGAUCCAAAGAUCUACCUAGAGUACUUUAAAGAGUAUAAACGUUGCGAAAAUGACGAGUGGUCUAUGCUCUUGUUUGUCGAUACAUUUCACGAAUUUUGGCGGAAUUACAAAAGACCAAACGACUCAGUCGAACUUAGAUAUCUCGAGUAUGGUGGCGGUCCUUCGAUAGCUCAUCUCAUCGUCGCUUGUCCAUAUGUGGAUCGCAUCGUGUUCUCCGAGUACACAGAGCCUAACAGACAAGCUGUGAGAUCGUGGAUUGCUGGCGAGCCGGACGCUCAUGACUGGACACCAUUGAUUGAAAUCGUAGUGCAAGAGCUUGAACAGGCAGACGAGAGUUUGAAGGAAAGUUUUGUUGCGUUGACGGAUGAAGAAAAGAUCGAAGCCGUUCAUAAACGUACCAAAGAGCUGAAGCGAAAAAUUAAAAGCAUCGUGGCCUGUGAUGUGACAAAAACACCGAUAGUUGAACUAGAAGAUGAAGAUGUCGCUGAAGGAUUUGAUGUUGUAUCAACAAGCUUGUGCCUGGAAUCCUGCGUGUCUUCUGAAGAGCAUUACAAAAGCUCUGUGGGGGAACUCGCAAAAAUAUUAAAACCAAAUGGUGUUCUUUAUAUGGGCGGGGUUCUGGAAGGAUCGUUCUAUUUUGUAGGUGAAGAAAUGUUUAAUAACUUUCCAAUGAAUGAGAAAAUGGUGAAAGAAGCAAUGGAGGAGGCAGGACUGGCCAUUGAAAAAUUUAUAAUAUUUCCUCAGAAGGACACAGAAGUUUGCGAUGCUAAAUUCAUAUUUUUUACAUAUGGAAGAAAAAUUAUGUAAAAACACUGAAUAGAUUUUGCAACAAAACAGUUUGUUGCCAUUAAAACUUAGAACUGAAACAAGUUUUCCUAAGUUUAGAAUGGAUGUUAAGAAAUUCCUUAAAGCAAGAUAGCUAGAUAAAGUAUUUUCAUACAUUGAUACAUUGGAUAUAUUACUGUAGUAUAGCAUGUUAACUUUUGUAAUUUUGUAUACAUUUUUGUCAUUUUUGUAUUUGUAAUUUUGUACCAGGGCUCCACUGAAACCAGUUAUUGCUGAGUUGGACAUCCCUGAUUAAAUAUUGUUUUUCAUUCAUUCAGUUUUUUAAAGUGCAAUGUAUAAAAUUUGAAACAUCAUCAAGCAUUUCAAUCAACAGUGCAAACAGGUAUUAAAGAGACAGAUCUAUAUUGCUUUCUUCUAGCUGAAGGAUUAGCAUUA
Messenger RNA from Dendronephthya gigantea, 1592 nucleotides. RefSeq names its product nicotinamide N-methyltransferase-like. The record is from RefSeq and is a predicted model, not a curated record. Gene Ontology annotation, molecular function: N-methyltransferase activity. Gene Ontology annotation, cellular component: cytosol. Lineage: Eukaryota; Metazoa; Cnidaria; Anthozoa; Malacalcyonacea; Nephtheidae. The coding region runs from base 330 to 1178 and encodes 282 amino acids. The transcript has a single exon.